Periophthalmus magnuspinnatus is the source of this 1759-nucleotide messenger RNA. It is a transcript of the gene cracr2b, whose product is annotated as calcium release activated channel regulator 2B. The transcript has 10 exons. Lineage: Eukaryota; Metazoa; Chordata; Actinopteri; Gobiiformes; Gobiidae. Bases 46 to 1203 code for a protein of 385 amino acids. The record is from RefSeq and is a predicted model, not a curated record. Gene Ontology annotation, molecular function: calcium ion binding.
AAGGCACACGGCACCUGUCAGUGCAGCGGACAGCGGCGGAGUGACAUGUCCCAUAGGAUGGAGUUUGGGGAGGUGCUGGUGGGAGAAGGCAGCGCUGAAGCCAUCCCUGCCAGCCCCAGGUCCAGAUGGUCCCCCCGCAGACCGCAGUGCCGCCUCAGUCCACAGGAGGAGCUCAUGGGCAAAGCCAAAGAGCUGUUUGAACUGUGCGACAAGGAGGGCAAAGGCUUCAUCACCAAACGGGACAUGCAGAGACUUGAAGGUGAGGUCCCUCUCUCCCCUGAGCAGCUGGAGACAGUGUUUGAGAGUCUAGAUCGUCAGGGCAAUGGUUUCCUCACCCCACUGGAGUUCAACACAGGACUGGGAGAGCUGAUGUCUUUGCAAGAGACGGUAGAGGACCAGCCAGAGCAGGAGGACUGUGACGGGCACACAGUCAGCUCCCAUGAUGCCGCAGCGCUGCGAUUCGCCAACACACUGUCUGAGCUGGGCGGGGACAGACUGUUCAGGAGUCAUGCGGAGCUGUGCAGUCUGUGGUGUGAGCUGGAGAAGGACAGUCCAGCUCUGUUGGCUCUGCUGGAGGAGGUCCUGGCCCAGGCCUUGUCAGACCUGCAGGACUCCAUCAGGGAGAAGGACAGUCUGGAACAGGCUCUGCACAGACGAGAAGCUGAACAUGAUCAGAUGAUUCGCUCUUUAUAUGAAGAAAUGGAGAACCAAAUAAAAGAAGAGAGAGACAAACAAGCAGCAGAGGACAGUGUUAAACAGAAGCAGAGAAACCAACAACUUGAGCAGCAGUUGAAGAUACGGACGCAGGAGCUGGAGCUUUCCCUGAGCAAAAAUAAAGAGAUGGAGAACCGUAUGAGGCAGAUGAGCCACGAUCAGAGCAAAGUCAAGGAGCAGAAUCAGCAGCUCCACAAAGCCACCGCACAGCUUCAGGAACAACUAGAGAACAGCCAGCAGCAUCUGCAGACGGCACUGAACCAGCUCAGCCUCCUGCAGGACAUGGCCGACCAGGAAGCUCAGACCAAACACAGAAAUGUGUUGAAAGUCUCCAGGAACAUGCAGAAAGAAAAGGACAGUUUGAUGAGACAGUUGGAGCUGCUCAGGGACAUGAACAAACGACUGCGUGAUGAGAAGGACGCCCGGCUGGAGACUCAGAGGAGGGUCAUUCACAGACGUCCCAUGACUCAGUACCUGUACCCCCCAUAACAGAACGCUUCACUGUUACCUAUGUUUGUGCUGCUCUGUUCAAGUUUGGUUAUUAAUUUAUCAAAAGGACGCUGACGCUCAUGUUGAUGUCAGCAAGUACUUGUUUUCAAUGAAGGGUCAGUAGAAGAAAAGUACAGUAUUAUAUCUGUAUAUCAAUGUGUCAUGUUUUGAACUGUUGUUUAUGGCCUUUAAGUGAGAGUUAGACUAAUAAAAGUCUGAAUUUCUGCAUGAUUUAUUAAAAAAAAGUAUUUGCACAGUAUAUUGAAGGUCUGUUUGUUUUACAAACAUUCAGCGUGUACAACCCAUGUGUACAAUUAUAAAUUGCCUUGUUCUAUAAAUUCAUCUACUUUAUACUUUUAAUGUUAUUUAUACCAUUUAACAGCCAUGAUGCUUAUUUUUGUUAACACCACCAAAUGGAUCAAAAUGAUAAAAAACAUGUGACUAUGUUGAGUCGUGACAAUGCUUUAACAGGGUGCAUUAUGUUCAAUGUUUUUUGUUCUAUAAAGUUUAUGUUUUCAAUGCUGCUAAGAAUGUGAAGAUUAUUCAGUUUGUGAUU